This is a messenger RNA of Triticum dicoccoides, 1624 nucleotides long. Its product is annotated as translation initiation factor IF-2-like. Gene Ontology annotation, biological process: regulation of DNA-templated transcription. The record is from RefSeq and is a predicted model, not a curated record. The transcript has 6 exons. Gene Ontology annotation, molecular function: sequence-specific DNA binding; DNA-binding transcription factor activity. NCBI's taxonomy places the organism in Eukaryota, Viridiplantae, Streptophyta, Magnoliopsida, Poales, Poaceae. The coding region runs from base 57 to 1262 and encodes 401 amino acids. Gene Ontology annotation, cellular component: nucleus.
GCACCGCUCUCCGCCUUGCGCUCGAGAUCUCAUCCGAUCCUCACCGCCCCCCACCCAUGCCGACUGAUCACGGCAGCAGCAGCGACGGCGGCCACCAGGCGCAAUGCCGGCGGAGGGGCGCCAGCGUCGACGUCGAGCUCCGCGCCGCCAUGGCGCUGGCCGACAUGGCGGGGGCCGGGGCCGGGGCGGCCGCCGACCACGCGCUCCCGGCGCAGCGCCUGCGCCACGCCGCCGCCCCAGCGGCCCAGGCGGCGAUGGAGCAGGAGGACGAGGAGCUGGCGAGCACGAGGCUGAGCCUUGAGCUGGGCAACGUCGGCAUCCAGUCCUCCCCUUGCUCCAGCAGCUCCAGCGGCGCCGGGCAGCAACCGCCGCAGUCGUCGGCGGCCGUGACGGGAUACGGCCUCAGCAGACCGCGGCACAUGCUCACCGAGGCGGAGAAGGAGGCGAAGCGGCUGCGGCGCGUGCUCGCGAACCGGGAGUCCGCCCGGCAAACCAUCCUCCGCCGCCAGGCGAUCCGGGACGAACUGGCGAGGAAAGUCGCGGAUUUAGCGUCGCAGAACGAGAACAUGAAGAAGGAGAAGGACAAGGUGCUGGAACAGUACCUCACGCUCAAGGAGACGAACAAGCAGCUGAAACAACAGGUGGCCAAGACGACCAAGAAGAAGCCGUCGUCUACACCAGCGAUCACGCCCAUGGACAUCGCGCCGCCGGCACAGAGCGCGGAGGCCACCCCGCCACAGACGCCGCCGCAGCCAAGCUUCCUGUACAGCGCGCCGCCGACGUCCAUGCCUGUGCCCUACGUCUGGGGCUCCUGGCCCCCGUGCGGGCCGGGGGUGUACGAGCAUGGCGGCAACCCGGCUGGCAUGGCGGGACACGCUCCGCCCCCGCUCUGCGUCCCGCCGGCCUGCGCGUGGUACUACCCCGUCGUCGCCGCUGCCACCGACCCCCGCGGCUCGCCCCCGGCCUACGUGCAGCCGUUCCAGGAGCCGACAGGCAGUGGCGGGACGGCCGGGGAGGACACCGACGACGACCCUUGCUCGCUGACCCUCGCCAUCGAUGCUGCCGACAAGAAGAGCCCCGCCGCCUGUCCCAACGCUUACCAAAGUGGCAGCGGCGUGGUGGGGGCAGUGGGGCUGCAGGUCGCGCUUAGCGGCAGAGAGAAGGCGGCGACGGCGGCGGAGGCGAGGAAGAGGCGGAAGGAGCUCACCAAGCUGAAGCAGAUGCACGCCGGAAGCCGCCAUGGCGCUGGCGAGCACUGGUGAGCGAGCUGCUAAUCAUGGCAGGUUACUAGGUGAUCGAGGACGCAUGCAUGCAUGGCACUACUGCCGCUGAGUCACUGACAAGGCAUCGGUGAUCAACUGAUGAUGACGAUUGGUUCCUUGGACGCAAGCAACAGCACUGAUAUUAGUACAGCUCCUACCAAUUUUUCUAAUGUUCUUAAUAUUUGCAUCGCGUUUGUCUAGGAACGUAGGUUUGCAUUUCAGUUACGCCCCAAGGCACUGAAGAAAUGUGUUCGGUUUUGGUUUGAGAUUCUUUGGUGCAAUCUGUAACCGGAUAAAUAACUAGUGGUCCGAUCAUGUAUAGCACCGGAGCUGUGCGUAAUGUAACGAUUCUUUACGUCCCA